GAGUCUUUAGUUGACAUAACCUAGUACCUGUGCUUACCCAACCUACUGCUCUGUAGACAGUUUUCUCAUUGCCUCAGUUAAGGAUUUCCACUCCAGAAUCUGCAGCUAAAUGAGAUCAUGAUUUUGGAAGGAGCUGGCAGAAUGAGUAUCAAUUCCGGCAGCAAUCUACUCCACCAGCAGCCUUCCUGGACAGACGGAUAUUCCACAUGCAAUGUAUCCAGCAGCUUCUAUGGAACCCAGUGGCAUGAAAUACACCCUCAAUACUGGACUAAGUUUCAAGUCUGGGAGUGGCUGCAGCAUCUUCUUGAUACCAACCAACUGGAUGCCAACUGCAUACCUUUCCAGGAGUUUGACAUCAACGGGGAACAUCUGUGUAGUAUGAGCCUGCAGGAAUUCACUCAGGCAGCUGGGACAGCAGGGCAACUGCUUUACAGCAACCUUCAGCACCUAAAAUGGAAUGGUCAAUGCGGGAGUGACAUGUACCAAUCUCAUAAUGUCAUUGUGAAGACAGAACAAACAGAUCCAUCAUUAAUGGUGUCCUGGAAAGAAGAGAAUUAUCUAUAUGACAGUGGCUAUGGUAGCACAGUAGAGUUAUUGGACAGUAAAACAUUCUGUCGUGCUCAGAUUUCCAUGAUGACACCUAGUCACCAAUCUUCUGACUCUUCAGAUGCAAAAAAAUCGCAAGAUCAUACCCCAAAGUCCCACACCAAGAAGCACAACCCUCGAGGAACUCAUCUUUGGGAAUUUAUUCGAGAUAUUCUUCUCAAUCCUGAGAAAAACCCAGGAUUAAUCAAGUGGGAAGACCGGUCAGAAGGUGUCUUCAGAUUUUUAAAAUCUGAAGCUGUGGCUCAGCUCUGGGGAAAGAAGAAAAACAACAGCAGCAUGACUUACGAGAAACUCAGCCGGGCUAUGAGAUACUAUUACAAAAGAGAAAUCCUGGAGCGUGUGGAUGGUCGGAGAUUAGUAUAUAAAUUUGGAAAGAAUGCCCGUGGUUGGAGAGAAAAUGAGAAUUAAAUAUAUCAAGAAAUAACAUUUAAAACACAUGGAUGUAAAUAUUCAAAGACUAUUUUCUUAUAUUUAUGUACCAAACUGGGGUGAAAAAACAAUUCUACUUCUGUUGGGAAGAACGAACAUUAUCAUCACUGGUGUUAAAAUUAUUUUAUUUGAAGUAUGUCCUGUAUGGGGAAAAAAUGUACACAGUUUUCUGUGAUGUAAGUUAACCUUAUAGAAUUAUGAUUAUUUUUCCCUUUUUGUGAAGUUUUCCUCUUUUUAUUUUUUUUUAAAUCAUACAGGCAUAAUGUGAUUUAUGAGUCAUUAAAAGAAAGGGAAGGAGCUAAAUACUAGGGCAUUUAGGGAGUUAGAUAAUCCACUUUGGAAGGCAACUACAAGUGGAGGAAACAGUAAAGCAUCUCUGAGCCAAGUAGCCUUCUUCCACAGGCAGCUGGUUUAUAGCUUUCAUUGGCCAAUACCACUUGUUCCUUCCUUUCUCUGAUUUCUGAGUGUUUUAAUGCUUUGCUGGCUUUCAGCUGCUUGUUGAAUUAGACAGUGGGUUCCUCUUCAGUUGGUCUAUCACAGCCACAGAGAGCAGUGGCUCUGCAAAGUGGCUACCAGCAUUUUUUUUGAGAACCCAUACUACCUCCAGCACUGUGAUCUUCUUUUCAAAGCAGAAGUUUAGGACCAGACCUUACCUGCUAUGGAGUAUCCUAAUCUCCACAGAGCAUCCAGCUCAUCCCAGGAAAAGGGCUAUUUGUUUUUAACUGAUAUCUUUGAGGUGAACUGUAGGAAGAGGGUCAGUCUUGGGGACCAAAAGAUAUUGAAGGAAGAUGAUUGUUUUCUGAUUGUGCAAACUUACCAAAAGGCACUGGUUUCCUGGUAGGAAUGUUGAUAGUCCUCUCAUGCUCUUGCACUCCUAAUUAAAGCAUUCAAACCCGUGCCAUACAGAACCAUGAGGGGGUGGGCAAGCAGAACAUAUGUGAAUCCCAUGGCAUGAGGAAGUGGUCUCUGCAGUUUCUUCAAAUUGUAUGGUCCUCCUGGCAGGUCAAGUCUCACUUGGACAGAUACUUUCAAAAAACCUUUGAGAAAUGCAAAAUACCCUGUGUGUGUAAAAUACUAGUUUUCCCUUUGCUUUUCUCAAGUCUAACUCUGUAUUGUAGUUGUAUUUGUCAAUUGUGUUUGGAAUUCUCAGUUGGAGAAAAACCCAUCAACAUAAAGACACUGAGAUUUUGGGGACAUUCAGAUCUGGGUCAGUACUCUGGGCUCAUCUCUAGCAGUGCUGUGCAGAGAUUGUAUGUUCAUUGGCAGGUUUUUCUUUCUCUCUCCACAAAUACUUCCUGCUGACACCAACCACAUGCAGGACAUGGGGAAAUAAAAUCUAGAGGAGGCAGCGCUUCACCAGGUCACUGAGUACAUUAGAUGUGGGAGUUGAAGAACAGGAUUUUCUUGGUGAUGUUAACAGAGGUGAAACCAGGAUCAAUACAAACUCACUUUUUCAGGGAUGGGGACUUUGGAAAACAAUAACAAGGACUGAGAAGUCCAAGAUAAAAAAAGGAAGAAAAAAAAAUUAGGAUUAAGAAUAUUAAAUCCAUCCAAUAUUCAUUUUCUCAGGAGUCCCCUGGGUUUGAAUCUAUAUUAGCUUGAAAUUCAGCAAGGUACAGCUGGAGGUUGCAGGAUAUUCCAUUUUUUGUUUGUAUUGAAAGGAAAUAGAGAUGAAACCAAGAGACAACAGAAGUAUCAAUAUAAAGGGUAUAAAAUGUGCUUAGCAACAAUUUGUGGGCAAACAUGAGAGCCUAACUUGUUAUCUACACAUGUAGGGCAUGUUAAACAGUAACACCACCUCCUACACUGUGUAUGCCAGAGCCGUCACCAUCAAUUACCCAUACAUGACAAUUUUUACUUUUCAUAACCUGGGUGGAGAGAGGUUCAUCUUAUUUACAAAUCAAAUAAUAAGCCUGUGUACUUCAAAGCAUUUUUUUCUUUGAGUCUCUUUUUUCUUUUUGACUGACUGUGCUAGUCUUGCUUGCUUUCACGCAACUCAAUUAAUUUCCUUUUUUAGUUUAAUUUGCUACAUUCCACUUCCUUUACCAUAAUUUUGUAGUUCAUAUAACAAGAAUCAGGCCACCAGAUGAGGAGGGAACUUUCACUUUGCUCCUAAGACCAUUUCUUCCCUCCCACCUGAUGACUAUUUGUAGCCUUUUGCUCCAUGCUCUUCACACCACCUCCCAAUCCACACCUUGGGUGAAAAUCUGAAAUCAGUGGUAUCAUCCCAGAUCUGCAGUAUAGUUGUACCUUAUCUCAGUUAACAUAUAUACUACAGCAAGUGAUUAUAAUACCUUCACAAACCUGCUUUUUACCUUAUCUCUCAUGAAAUUUCUUGGGAGAUAAAAUGAGCCAGUGACACAUGAGGGUCACCAUUUUGUUGCUGAGCUGCAGCUAAAGGUUUUGAAAGAUAAGGCUUUAUUUAGAAGCAUACUGUACAAAUCUAGAGAGUGAUUUAUGCUGGGGUGCAGUAUAAAUGAGUCUUCCACUGUCCCAUCUUUCAGCACGUGGAAAUCGUGCAAGUUUCUCUUUCCACUCCACAGAACUUUUCAGACUAGGUACUUGUCAUUCAGCAUUACAACAGCACAAAGUUGGAAUAGAAGACAGCCGACAUUUACUCUGUUUUACAAAUAUAUUAGCCUUUGCCUAAGACAAACACAAAGGACUGUUUAAAAUUACAGUUCUUGCCAAGGACAGAUGCAACCAACCAAAGGGAGUCUUUUUACCAGACCUAAGCAAACGGAGAAAAUGAAGAGAUGAACUUUAAUGUAAAUUGCUAUUUAAACAAAAAGCAUUUCUGAUUGCUCUUAUAUUUUAUAUUUCAGAGGCUGAGCAAUCAUAUUUUCAGAUGUCUCCUUUAAGUUAGCUGCUGCUGAACUGGUAGCACCAUGUGUAUAGAUUUUUAUUGUACCAUAAUUUUUCAUAUGUAUAAAGUUCUAGAUAGGAAAAUAUAUUGUAUUUAUAGAGUUACAUGCAAAUCACAAUGUCAAAGGUGUUGGCAUGAGCAUUUUCAAUAUUUUCUGCACAAAAUUUGAGCAGCUUUCACUAAAAACAUCCCGAUAGACUGUAUGUAGGUUGUUGAACUACAUAGACAUUAAAAAGUUUAGUUACAUUUUCGUCUUUCUUUCUGCAGCACAUUGCAUAAUUCCUGCUUGCUUCUCAAAGCAUCAUCUUCAAUGUCUACGUGUGGAAACAAAUCCAAGUUAGAUAUUUGACUAUUGCCAUUGUAAAUCUGAGCUUGGAGACUAUAUAUUCACAAAAUGGUUCUAAAGACUGUUUCUAUUUUUGUGGAUAUUAUAUAAAUUCAAAUAAAACACUCAUGAAAGAAA
Myiozetetes cayanensis is the source of this 4364-nucleotide messenger RNA. It is a transcript of the gene EHF, whose product is annotated as ETS homologous factor. Lineage: Eukaryota; Metazoa; Chordata; Aves; Passeriformes; Tyrannidae. The transcript is spliced from 9 exons. Bases 118 to 1014 code for a protein of 298 amino acids. Gene Ontology annotation, biological process: regulation of transcription by RNA polymerase II; cell differentiation. Gene Ontology annotation, cellular component: nucleus. Gene Ontology annotation, molecular function: sequence-specific DNA binding; DNA-binding transcription factor activity, RNA polymerase II-specific. The record is from RefSeq and is a predicted model, not a curated record.